This is a messenger RNA of Callithrix jacchus (white-tufted-ear marmoset), 4843 nucleotides long. RefSeq names its product cortactin (gene CTTN). The record is from RefSeq and is a predicted model, not a curated record. Gene Ontology annotation, cellular component: site of polarized growth; actin filament; cortical actin cytoskeleton. NCBI's taxonomy places the organism in Eukaryota, Metazoa, Chordata, Mammalia, Primates, Cebidae. Gene Ontology annotation, biological process: cell migration; regulation of actin filament polymerization. Gene Ontology annotation, molecular function: actin filament binding.
GGGAGGUUGCUGUUGCUCUGGAUUUCCUGGGAGAGUGAUAAUUUUCUGAAAGGAAAUUUCAUUGUAAAAAACAGUCGUUUCUGUUGUAUAUGACCUAGAGGAGACAGUUGGAGAAAACUCUGGAACUGAGGAACAGAACGCAUUCCUGUCUUCCCUGAGGGGGAAAUCUGGCCCCUUCGCCACCCCUGAAAGUGGGUGGGGGCCCCCAGGCAUGGGACUGUGAAGCUUGCAGUGUCCACCCCGCCCCCAGUGAAGCUGCCUUUGGGAAGAUUGGUAGAGAAUGCCCUUCUAAUCUUUCCCUGAUGAGCCUGAAAAAGUUACAGGCAAAGACACCUGCCCUCUUUCACCUGUGACUUGGGGGUGAAGGUCGACCUGGCCAGGCCUGCAGGGACUCCCGUCCUUUCUUUCCUAUGGCCACUUCCUCAGGGGUUGGAACCAUAGGCAGCUGAAGUCCCACAGAUGGGCAACCCCUUAGCCCGGGCAGCGUGGUGCCAUGGGGCAACUGGAGGCGGAGCAUACCAUUUCUCUUUCCUGCAGCCUUUUCUUCAUUUAUAAAUGGGGCAUUGGGACUAGACUGACUGGUUGUGCCCUUGUGCCUUUCAGUUCUUUUUUUUUUUUUCUUUUUGAGAUGGAGUCUCGCCCUGUCGCCCAGACUGGAGUACAGUGGCGCAAUCUCGGCUGACUGCAACCUCCGCCUCCCGGGUUCAAGCGAUUCUCCUGCCUCACCCUCCCUAGUAGCUGGGACUAUACAGGUGCCUGCCACCAUGCCAGGCUAAUUUUUUUGUAUUUUUAGUAGAGACGGGGUUUCACCAUGUUGGUCAAGCUAGUCUUGAACUCCUGACCUUGUGAUCUGCCCACCUUGGCCUCCCAAAGUGCUGGGAUUACAGGUGUGAGCCACCAUGUCGGGCCGUGCCUUUCAGUUCUAAGAUUCUAGUUCAUCUGCUCUCUAAAAUCCUCUCAAAAGCAGAUCUCUCUGGAAAUUCUUGCUGUGCUUUGGGGCUUUGUUGGUCCUGUCUUUGGGUCAGACGGUCCUUGCCCGAGAGACAAAGUUGCGUUAGAAAUUUAAGAGCACAGUGUCCUGAUUGGCCCCUCACUGUCACUUUUGAUUUGGACUUGAGACCCAGCCAGGCUGGAGGAGGAGGAGCCAGAUAGGACAUUCUCAGGCUGCGAAGGGCUUUUGUCCUGUCCUGAUCCCAGGGACUCCAGUCCCAACAUGGUGCCUGAGAAAAAGUGAAUUGGGUGUCCUGGGUUCAGACCCCUGGCCGCAGCUUCUGGUUUGAUUUAAAAUAAUCUCUCAGUUGCUCUGUGGCCUAUGUGAAAUUGUAUUGCUGUUUCUGUGGAAAAGGAAUUAGUUCUUUUAAUACAUAGUUUAAAAAAAAAAAAAAAAACCCUUGAAAGUUUAGAUUUUACCACUGCAGUUACAAAAAGAAUUAUCUUAUUAGGGUUCACAGAUGUGCCAUUGUUCUCUGUGACAGGGGAAACCUUCCAGCCUUAAAGUGCUGAGAGAGGAAGGGACUGCCCACUUGCAGAGGGGAAGGUGGCAUUUCAUAUUCCUGUGUCCUCCCAAGUACAGGGUGAAGCAAUUCUCCAGUAAACCACUUGAAACCUUUAUUAUACUGUCAGACUGAAUUAAGAAAAUUAUUGUUACAGUUUCAGUAAGCACUUGAAAUCAAAAUGGAUGCUGUUGUUUAAAAAAAUGGUGGUAAAAACACACGUACCAUGAGACUGACCAUUGGUAACGUUGAGCGUGUUGUAACGUGCAAUCCCAAAUGGUGCCUUUAUUUUCGCUUGGAACAAGAGUCAUCAUGAUUUAGCAGAACACGCAUAUAUUCUUAAUCAAUCAAAUGUGGAAAGCUUCGGCAGGCCACGCUGUGUCCAUCACCCAGGAUGACGCGGGAGCCGACGACUGGGAGACCGACCCCGAUUUUGUGAACGAUGUGAGUGAGAAGGAGCAACGCUGGGGUGCCAAGACCGUGCAGGGCUCCGGGCACCAGGAGCACAUCAACAUUCACAAGCUGAGAGAGAAUGUUUUUCAAGAACAUCAGACCCUUAAGGAGAAGGAACUUGAAACAGGACCAAAAGCCUCCCACGGCUACGGAGGGAAAUUUGGCGUCGAGCAGGACCGAAUGGACAAGUCAGCUGUUGGCCACGAGUAUCAGUCGAAACUUUCCAAGCACUGCUCGCAGGUGGACUCGGUCCGUGGCUUCGGAGGCAAGUUUGGUGUCCAGAUGGACAGAGUUGACCAGUCUGCCGUAGGUUUUGAAUACCAGGGGAAGACUGAGAAGCACGCCUCCCAGAAGGACUACUCCAGUGGUUUUGGCGGCAAGUAUGGCGUGCAGGCCGACCGCGUAGACAAGAGCGCCGUGGGCUUCGACUACCAGGGCAAGACGGAGAAGCACGAAUCACAGAGAGAUUACUCCAAAGGUUUCGGUGGCAAAUACGGUAUUGACAAGGACAAAGUGGAUAAGAGCGCCGUCGGCUUUGAGUACCAAGGCAAAACGGAGAAGCACGAGUCGCAGAAAGACUAUGUGAAAGGGUUUGGAGGAAAAUUUGGUGUGCAGACAGACAGACAAGACAAAUGUGCCCUUGGCUGGGAUCACCAGGAGAAACUGCAGCUGCAUGAAUCCCAAAAAGAUUAUAAGACUGGUUUUGGAGGCAAAUUCGGUGUUCAGUCGGAGAGGCAGGACUCCGCUGCCGUGGGGUUUGAUUACAAGGAGAAGCUGGCCAAGCACGAGUCCCAGCAAGACUACUCCAAAGGAUUCGGCGGGAAGUAUGGGGUACAGAAGGAUCGGAUGGAUAAGAAUGCAUCAACUUUUGAGGAUGUCGCCCAGGUGUCCUCUGCCUACCAGAAGACGGUACCUGUUGAAGCUGUGACCAGCAAAACAAGUAACAUCAGAGCUAACUUUGAAAACCUUGCUAAGGAGAAAGAGCAGGAGGACCGGCGGAAGGCAGAAGCGGAGAGAGCUCAGCGGAUGGCUAAGGAGCGGCAGGAGCAGGAAGAGGCCAGGAGGAAGCUGGAGGAGCAAGCCAGAGCAAAAACACAGACGCCCCCUUCGUCGCCCCCACCCCAGCCGGCUGAGGAGAGGCUGCCUACGAGCCCCGUCUAUGAGGACGCGGCUCCCUUCAAGGCGGAGAUGACCUACAGAAGUCCUGUGAGUGGGCCAGAGCCGGAGCCCGUGUAUAGCGUGGAGGCCACUGACUACCGAGAGGCCGGCAGUCAGCAGGGCCUGGCCUACGCUGCAGAGGCUGUCUACGAGAGUGCAGAGGCCCCGGGCCGCUAUCCUGCAGAGGACAGCACCUACGACGAGUACGAGAACGACCUGGGGAUCACAGCCGUCGCCCUGUACGACUACCAGGCUGCGGGCGAUGAUGAGAUCUCGUUUGACCCCGACGACAUCAUCACCAACAUCGAGAUGAUUGACGAUGGCUGGUGGCGUGGGGUGUGCAAGGGCCGGUACGGGCUCUUCCCGGCCAACUACGUGGAGCUGCGGCAGUAGGGCCGGCCCCACCCCGCGAAGCUGCGCCCCAGGUCCUCACACUACAGAUCAGGCCUUCGUUGGUUCUUAGGUUUUGGGUUUUUUCUUUUUUUGUUUUUUUUUUUUGUUGUUGUUCUUUUUUUUUCCUGGAAGGUGGGGAGGGGAAUACACACAUUGCUUUUAUAUUUAAUACUUUUGCUGAUGCUUUUGAAAAUGUUUAUGCCACAGAAUUUGCUAAUAUAUUAUAAUCACGUUCUUCAGGAGGACUUUGGUCAUUGGUUUUAUGCAUCAAUUUUUUCCUUUUUUUUGGCCAAAUUGACCGUCACACGUGGCAGUGUCAGGGAGCUCGCGUUCUCUCGAGUGCAUGUCACCCUCAUGCCCGUGAAGUGCGGUCAGGACCUCCCGGGACAAGCACGAGACCUCAGGUUGGCCCUGCGGUGGGUGGGAACCACUGUCCCAGACAAGGUGGCUGCUCUAGAGUCUCGGUGUUUGAGAGGAGAGGGGCGGGUCUGAUGGAAGUUAGCACAGAACUAAGUCACCCAGAGCACAGGAGCUGCCACGCUAGAUGGGAAAUCCUGUCUGUGUCAUAACUGUGACAGCCUGCAGGAUCAGGUGACUGCUAGCAGAGACCCAUCCCCUGAUGCCCAGGUCACCAGGAGGGCUGCUGGGAGCACCUCCUGCCCACGCCACGCAGCGUCACUGAGUCCUGGAAAUCCUCCCUGUCCCGCUUGUCUCUGGAUCGGGACUCACGGUGCACUUGAGGUCUGUGUCUGCCCUGGCUUUUCGUACAGGCUGGUGCUUGACCGUCACCCCGAUGGUCUCUGGGCCACCAGGCAGCCUGGGGCGGUGCGUGUGCCAUGUCGCAGCACAGCCUCUCUGCCCUGGGAGGAAAGGCGGUACCUGCUCUGCUGUGAACUGCCGGGAGCCCUCCUCCCAUCAAUGGGGGUGGAGUAUUUUUGCCAAAAUAUCCUGUUCAAUUACGGGAGCGUUUUAUCCCCUGAAGGUUAGACAGUGUGAAGUGCAGAUACGUUAGUGUUCCUCCCGAGGCCCCAGCUCCGGGACACUGCUGUCCGGGCAGUUGUGGGCACUCGCCUCCUUCCCGAGUUGCCGGGAGGCUGGACCAGCCCUGUCGUGCCGUCAGGUGGGCAGUGCGCCUUUCCAGUGGCCCUGUCUCGCGACUUGGGUCGCAGAGCGCUCGUGGAGCGCGUGGUUUUGCUCCUGACGUGCAUUUCCCAUCAUCCUUGCUUUGCCGGGAUGAGCAGUUAGGUCGGGUUUUACUUGCAACUUGUGUAUCCGAACUCCUGUAGCACACCUCAUAGGUAUGAUUUUUUUUAAUUAAAGGAUUCAGAAUAAACUUUUUUGAUCCA